AUGCAUGUAACUCGAUAUCAUUAUGAAGGAGAUUCGGCGACCACAAACAUCGUUUUGACAAAGUCAAGAGAUUAUCAAGAUAUGUCUGUUCGUCCGAGAGUCCGCGAAACACCCGUGCCACUUGUUGGAUGUGCUUUCAGCGGCGAGAAACGGUGGAGAAGAAACCCGAAUUAUGAAGAUUUCAGUAUCACCUCUCAAGUGUGGGUCAACACUGACGUCGCCACCGGCAUGUUUGUGUAUUCUGCAUACUACGACUACGACGUCGACGACGAAAAUAACACCGUGCCAUUCAUCCGAAUUAUCGGUGUCGGGACGACGUCAGCACAGCAUCACCUGGUCUGUGUUGUACAGUGGUCUGUCAAUUCCACGUGUUUGGAAGAGCGACAAGCCAGGGUGGAAAUUUUACCGGAAAACAAGAAUAAAAGAUACACUGUUUUGUUCGUCAUCUGCAACAUCAGCGGUUCGGACAGAAGAAACCCGUAUGCCGUGUCAAUAACUGGAGAAAACAGCACCUAUCUAGCAAACAGACUGUUGGUCAAGUACCCAGAACCAUUCCGCUACAACCUCACCGUGUGUUUCCCGGCCAUCCAUUCGAAAUACAACAACGAAACAGAAUCUAUUCAAACUAUGGAGGUAGACCAACUUUUAGGCGUUGAACAUUUUGUCAUCUAUAAUCUUUCCAUAGGAGCUAGAGUCCAAGCCAUUUUAAACUACUAUCGUAAUCAAGGAAUUCUGGAUGUCAAAGCGUGGAAUAUGCCUGUGACGGACAUUCAUUAUUUUGGGCAGAUGGCAGUCAUUAAUGACUGCAUCUACUCAAACAGAGGGAGAUCGAUAUAUAUCAUUGUUAAAGACCUAGACGAAUUCCUCGUCCCAUACAAGGACAAAACGUUACCACGUCUUAUUAAUUCCAUGCUGACUCACAAACCCAAGACGGGAGUCAUCUUGUUUCGACACUCUCUCUUUCAUCUGCAAUGGCCGGAUGACGUAGCAAAGUUCAAGGACGGUCAGAGUGCAAAACAGCUCCAGCUGUAUACGUUGUUGAAGGUGUGGCGUGAAAAUCUCAUCAUGAUCGAGUGUCGGGUACUCGAGGUGUAA
Molecule: messenger RNA, 1095 nt
Organism: Gigantopelta aegis
Lineage: Eukaryota; Metazoa; Mollusca; Gastropoda; Neomphalida; Peltospiridae
Product: beta-1,4-galactosyltransferase galt-1-like
Exons: 3
Coding region: 1-1095 (364 amino acids)
Source: RefSeq, a predicted model, not a curated record